Vigna radiata var. radiata (mung bean) is the source of this 3719-nucleotide messenger RNA. Its product is annotated as protein FAR1-RELATED SEQUENCE 11. NCBI's taxonomy places the organism in Eukaryota, Viridiplantae, Streptophyta, Magnoliopsida, Fabales, Fabaceae. The record is from RefSeq and is a predicted model, not a curated record. The coding region runs from base 217 to 2244 and encodes 675 amino acids. Gene Ontology annotation, molecular function: zinc ion binding. The transcript has 4 exons. Gene Ontology annotation, biological process: regulation of DNA-templated transcription.
AAAAUCGGUGAGGUUUAACAAAGCGUAUAUAAUUGUAAAAGAAGAUAAGAAAGGGGGAAAGGAAAUUGUAGGUUUGGACUGAAACCCUAACUCCACCCGACCGCGCCCAAUUUGAUCGCCGCCGCUGAAUCAGUGGAUCAUUUUCACUCUUGCUUCCUCCCUAAAAUAUUGAGUACCUGCUAUGCGAUAUCGUAAUAUCGUCACUGGAAAAAAUAUAUGAUGUCUGAAGAUGCUGGAUCUAUGUUGGUAGUUUAUGAUGAUCCCUCGGACCAACGCUCACUAUCUUUGGAUGAUGCAAGCAGCACUGAGGAGUCACCCGAUGAAACGAGGCUCUCCUUGGAAACAACACAUGAUGCUAUUCCAUACAUUGGCCAAAGGUUUGCCACUCAUGAUGCUGCUUAUGAAUUCUAUAGUGAAUUUGCCAAAAGGAGUGGCUUCUCAAUUAGACGUCACCGUACAGAAGGAAAAGAUGGUGUUGGAAAAGGACUUACUAGGCGCUACUUUGUUUGUCACCGUGCUGGCAACACUCCUGUCAAAACAUCAACUGAAAGCAAACCUCAAAGAAAUAGAAAGUCUUCUCGCUGUGGGUGUCAGGCUUACAUGCGUAUUAGCAAAACAACGGAAUUUGGAGCUCCAGAAUGGCGUGUGACUGGUUUUGCUAACCACCAUAAUCAUGAACUUUUAGAACCAAACCAAGUUCGAUUUCUCCCUGCAUACAGAACUAUCUCGGAUGUUGACAAAAAUCGAAUACUAAUGUUUGCCAAAACAGGAAUUUCUGUUCAUCAAAUGAUGAGGCUUAUGGAGCUUGAGAAGUGUGUGGAACCUGGAUAUUUGCCUUUUACUGAAAAAGACGUAAGGAAUUUACUCCAGUCAUUUAGGAAAUUAGAUCCAGAAGAAGAAAGCUUAGAUUUAUUAAGAAUGUGCAGAAAUAUUAAGGAGAAAGAUCCUAAUUUUAAAUUUGACUACACACUUGAUGCAAACAAUCGUUUGGAGAAUAUUGCUUGGUCAUAUGCUUCAUCAAUCCAAUGGUAUGAUAUCUUCGGUGAUGCAGUGGUGUUUGAUACAACACACCGGCUGACUGCUUUUGACAUGCCACUAGGGAUAUGGGUUGGAAUAAAUAAUUAUGGAAUGCCUUGCUUUUUUGGCUGCACACUUUUACGGGAUGAAACCGUGAGGUCGUUUUCCUGGGCACUAAAGGCUUUCUUAGGGUUCAUGAAUGGAAAGGCUCCACAAACUAUAUUAACCGACCAAAAUAUAUGUCUCAAAGAAGCACUAUCCACAGAAAUGCCUACAACAAAACACGCAUUCUGCAUAUGGAUGAUAGUAGCAAAGUUUCCAUCUUGGUUUAAUGCUGUUCUAGGGGAACGGUAUAAUGAGUGGAAGGCUGAAUUUUAUAGACUUUAUAAUCUUGAGUCAGUUGAGGAUUUUGAUCUAGGUUGGAGGGAAAUGGUUUGUUCUUUUGGGCUGCACUCCAAUCGGCACAUGGUUAAUUUAUAUAGUUCACGCUCUCUUUGGGCGUUGCCAUUUUUGAGAAGCCAUUUUCUUGCUGGAAUGACUUCAACUGGUCAGUCAAAGUCAAUCAAUGCUUUCAUUCAACGAUUUCUGAGUGCACAAACUCGCCUUGCACACUUUGUUGAACAGGUAGCUGUUGCUGUGGAUUUUAAAGAUCAAACUGGAGAACAACAAACCAUGCAGCAGAAUCUCCAAAAUGUUUGCCUCAAAACAGGGGCCCCCAUGGAAUCACACGCUGCCACAAUCCUCACUCCUUUUGCCUUUUCAAAGCUCCAAGAACAACUUGUACUGGCUGCACAUUAUGCAUCUUUUCCAAUUGAAGAUGGUUUUCUUGUGAGGCACCACACCAAAGCUGAGGGAGGUCGAAAAGUUUAUUGGGCCCCUCAAGAAGGAAUUAUAAGUUGUAGCUGCCAUCAGUUCGAGUUCACUGGUAUUCUUUGUCGGCAUUCUCUUAGAGUUCUUUCAACAGGAAAUUGCUUUCAGAUUCCAGAUGGAUAUCUUCCUAUUCGAUGGCGUCGCAUAAGCAUGCCCUCUUCUAAGCUUCUUCAAAGUGCGCCAAACGAUCAUGCCGAAAGAGUUAAGUUACUACAGAACAUGGUUUCAUCUCUGAUGACAGAAUCUGCUAAAUCUAAGGAACGGUUAGAUAUUGCAACAGAACAUGUUUCUAUCCUUCUGUCUCGCUUAAGAGAGCAACCGAUUUCUUUGCAAGGUGGUCGAGAGUCCCAGAAUUAGCACACCUCACACAUACAUGAUCUUUACCAGAGUCCCAUAAGGGCCGCAUUUCCAAGUUAGAUGUUCUGGCAAUAAUUCCUUCAUCUAAAAGGCCAGCAUUGUCUCUACGAAAAUGAAAAAAAUGAAGAGAAUUGGAGAUGGUUCCAAAGAAGUAAGCUUACAAGUUAUAUAAAAAAGAAUUUCUCCCCCAAAAUAACAAACCUUGCAAGCAUUUGAUUUUGAAUCUGGUAUUGUAUGAAUUAGUCCCCAUCGUGCUAAUCUCUGCAUACAUAAUACCCAGAAUAUUUUCAGGUAAGCAAAACUAAUUUUCAGUUGCAGAAAGUAAAAACAGGACUAACUAAAAUUCAACUAGAGGUACAAACUGCCAGAGCCUAAAAGUUGAGUGCUACAAACAGUCUUUGCAUGCUCUUCCUCUCUAUUGAGAUAAUUUUAUCAGGAUCCCAUCAAAUAGUGAGUGGGCCUAGUUGUUUUUGAUACCCACAUAAAAUUUAACCUAUAGAAAAUGUUUCAUAGGGUUUGUUUUUUCCAUUUCUCCAGCCUAAAUUGAACUGGGAACCAUUCAUCAAAGCUAUAAGAGAUGUAACAAAUGCGGUCAAAUUUAUGUUGGAUUUCGCAACCACUUGACCUUGUUAGACAGUCCAAGUUUUGUGAAUCUUAAUCUUGUCAAAUCAAUUGGGAGCAGCAAAUACUAGCCAGAAGAAGAUGCAGGAUUAUAUUCUUUCCACCACUCUACCAAAAGUAACAGUUUUGAAGCAUUGUUCAUGGAGAAAGCUAACUAAGGUGGCUCGUAUUUCAAAAUCCCGGAUGUAUAUCUACGGCAAUACCAAAUUGAUAAUAGUUUCUUCUUAUAAGGAAGAAAAAAAUUGGAGUGGCAACAAUACAAAAAUUCCAGCAAAAUUCUUAAUUUAAAGGAAUAGAAACAACUUAUCGAGGAUCAUGGAUUCUGAGCAGAGAGGAACCUGAAAAGGUGGUUAGAAGUUGACGGAUAAAGAAAGUGGGAAACAUGUUUAAUGAAGGAAGUGGGUGAGAGAGAAAAACCUGAGACAGCCGAAAAUUAGUGAAGAAAGUGAGACGGAGAGAGAGGAAGUUUACAGUGACAGAAUCGAAAGACUUCAUUAGCAGAAAAGGGUAUGAGUGUUAUGUAUGGUUAGUUUAGUAGGUGAAAAAAUGAACGAUCCGGUGAAAGAAGAAAAGGGAAGAAAAAGGAGAAGAAGGAACAAUUGGAAAGGAAGGAAUAGGAGAAGAGAAAGUUGGUUGGAGAAAGUAAGGGAGAAAAGAAGAAGACCGAAUAAAAGAGGUGGCAUGCUGCAAACUUAUAAACAAACAAAGAAUCAGUGUUCUGAAGAGAGAAAGCAAGUUGUCCCUCAGAGUAAUAGUCAAUUUAUAGAAAGUUAGUAUGCAAUGCUUUAAACACUUGAAGUUUUUUUAUUAUAUUGUUCUAUUUAAUAUAAUUAUAUAAAGUUUUGAAAAAUAAA